AUUCAAGUCUUCUUAUUGUCUCAACAUCAUGCCUGUUGCUGCAAGGACCAUAAAAACAACUAAUGGCACUCAGGAGUCCCACAAGAAAAAGAAGGUUGUGUUCAUAUUAGGAGCAACAGGAACUGGAAAAACAAAGCUAUCCAUUGAUUUAGCUACCCAUUAUAAAGCUGAAAUCAUCAACUCUGACAAAAUUCAGGUUUAUCAUGGCCUCGACAUUGUAACCAACAAGGCUACUGAAGCUGAACGUAAAGGUAUCCCUCACCAUUUACUCGGCUUUCUUCAGGAUCCUGAAGCGGAUUUUACCAUACGAGAUUUCUGUAUUCAAGUGCACAGAGCAAUCAAUCAUAUUAUCAACGAUAAUGGCUGCACCCCUAUAGUCGUAGGAGGAUCAAACACCUACAUCAAAGCACUUGUGGAGGAUGAUGAAUCCUUUAAGGGUGAGUUUGAUGCUUGCUUUUUAUGGAUGGAUGUUGAGUUGUCUGUUUUGUACAAGCGCGUAUCAAAAAGGAUUGAUCAAAUGGUGGAUGCUGGACUUGUCGAUGAGAUUCGAGGAUUUUUUGCUCCUGGAAUUGACUAUAGUAAAGGGGUUUGGCGAGCAAUUGGUGUUCCUGAAAUGGAAAAGUAUUUCCUUGCUGAGAAAAAUAUGGCUGACGAGACUACUAAGAGAAUAUUACUGGACGCUGCUAUUCAGGAAACUAAAGAAAAUACAUGUAAACUAGUGAAUUCUCAGAUAGCAAAGAUCAAUAUGUUUAGAAAAAAACUUGGAUGGAAAUUGCAUAGGCUUAAUGCCACUUCUGUUUUUGAGAAGGCCGGGAUAGAAGCUGACGAUGCAUGGAAGAAAAUGGUCUUAAACCCUAGCUUGAAAAUUGUUGGUGAUUUUCUUGGGGAACCUGCAUAUUAGCUAAGCUAUCUAGGAGCAGAAAUAAUGCCAUUUAGGCUGUAUCUUUUCUUUUUUUACAGAAAAACUAGUACACAGGCUUUUUAUCUAUUCAGUUUUUUUUUUUUUUCUUUUUCUUUUGAUUAUGCUUCCAGUUUGAUCCCUGGUAUUAUUGUACUAGAAAGAAAAA
Ricinus communis (castor bean) is the source of this 1067-nucleotide messenger RNA. Its product is annotated as adenylate isopentenyltransferase 5, chloroplastic. Bases 29 to 901 code for a protein of 290 amino acids. Gene Ontology annotation, cellular component: mitochondrion. The record is from RefSeq and is a predicted model, not a curated record. Gene Ontology annotation, molecular function: tRNA dimethylallyltransferase activity. Gene Ontology annotation, biological process: cytokinin biosynthetic process; tRNA modification. The transcript is spliced from 2 exons. Lineage: Eukaryota; Viridiplantae; Streptophyta; Magnoliopsida; Malpighiales; Euphorbiaceae.